Chaetura pelagica (chimney swift) is the source of this 432-nucleotide messenger RNA. RefSeq names its product ribonuclease CL2-like. The record is from RefSeq and is a predicted model, not a curated record. Gene Ontology annotation, molecular function: nucleic acid binding. The coding region runs from base 1 to 432 and encodes 143 amino acids. NCBI's taxonomy places the organism in Eukaryota, Metazoa, Chordata, Aves, Apodiformes, Apodidae. The transcript is spliced from 2 exons.
AUGGCAGCCUGGACCCUGUGCCUGGUCCUGGUGCUGGCAGCACUGGAAGGGGCAGCAAGCGAGAGCCGCUAUGAGAAGUUCCUGCGGCAGCACGUGGACCACCCCCAAACAGCCAAGCAGGCCGCUCAUCGCUACUGCGAGACCAUGCUGGCCCGCCGGCGGGUGACGGCCCCCGGGCGCCCGUGCAAGCCCUCCAACACCUUUGUGCACGCACCUGCUGAGGAGCUGGUGGCUGCCUGCAGCCAGGCACCCGAUGAAGGGGGGUUCCACAGCACUCCCACAGCCAUGACCCUCACAGCCUGCCGCGUGCGGGGUGGCAGCACCCGCCCCCCGUGUGCCUACCGGGCCAAGCAGGUCCAGCACCACGUGCGUGUCACCUGCCUUAACGGGCUGCCCGUGCACCUGGCUGGCACCUACCCACCCCCUCAGUGA